UCAGGGACCUUUCUGCAAAUACAGUAGCUGACCAUCGCAGCGUCGCCGUUGCUGCCCUCGGCCUCCUCUUCUCAACCACCGGCGGGCGCCACCCGCCACCGUGCGCAUAAAGAGCUCCGACGAUAUUUUGGUCCUCUUCGGACUUCUCCACCGCCCUGACCGCCGGUCCGCUAUGUGCAUCGCGGCAUGGGCGUGGCAGUGCCACCCGACGCACCGCCUGCUUCUGCUCUUCAAUCGCGACGAGUAUCACUCCAGGCCGACGCAGCCGGCGCAGUGGUGGGCGGCGGGGGAGGACGGCAAGGAGAUCCUCGGAGGUAGGGACGAGCUCGGCGGAGGAACGUGGAUGGGGUGCACGAGGGACGGUAAGCUCGCCUUCCUUACCAACGUGCGCGAACCCAGCUCGCUGAUCGGGGCCAAGACCAGAGGACAGCUCCCGGUCAGGUUUCUACAGGGCAGUCAUGGCCCAUUGGAGUAUGCCACAGAAAUUGCAAAGGAAGCAGAUCAGUACAAUGGAUUUAAUCUUAUAUUGGCUGAUGUGAACUCAGGAACCAUGGUUUACAUCUCUAAUAGACCUGGAGGUGAUCCUGUGAUUCAAACAGUUGCUCCUGGGCUUCAUGUGCUUUCGAAUGCUGCAAUUGAUUCCCCUUGGCCAAAGGCAAUGCGCUUAGGACAGAGUUUCGAAGGAUAUCUGGCAACACAUGAUGAUGCAGAAGCUUCUUUAAAACAUAUGGUAGAAGAGUUGAUGAUGGAUACUGCCAGGCCAGAUAGAUCUAUGGUGCCUGACACCGGAGUCGACCCUGAGUGGGAGUACAAGCUAAGUUCAAUAUUCAUUGACACUACAAAGGAACAGGCACAAUAUGGAACACGAAGCAUGGCGGCGCUAGCAGCGAAAUUGAAAGGUGAGGUAGCAUUCUAUGAAAGGUACUUGGAGAACAGCUUGUGGAAGGAGAAUCUCAUACAGUUCCAGAUGGAUACGGCACAGUAGGAUUUGAGAGAAACUUCGGAACACUGGCAAAGAGCCAAAGACUAAUCGAUUGCUUAUUAUUUUGCUGUCACUUUAUCCUUGAAGUGUAUAUCAAGGCAUAUACAAGAGCAGUGUCUACUGUUUUUUUUAGAAUCGUAUAAUAUAUGGCCACUAUUGAUGACCCUUUUGUGCAGAUGUACAGCAAUGUUUAUCCAAAUACAACAAUAAGAAUUGAUUGCCUAUGCUA
Messenger RNA from Sorghum bicolor (sorghum), 1211 nucleotides. Its product is annotated as transport and Golgi organization 2 homolog. Bases 173 to 985 code for a protein of 270 amino acids. The record is from RefSeq and is a predicted model, not a curated record. The transcript is spliced from 5 exons. NCBI's taxonomy places the organism in Eukaryota, Viridiplantae, Streptophyta, Magnoliopsida, Poales, Poaceae.